Molecule: messenger RNA, 721 nt
Organism: Mytilus trossulus (common blue mussel)
Lineage: Eukaryota; Metazoa; Mollusca; Bivalvia; Mytilida; Mytilidae
Exons: 4
Coding region: 79-717 (212 amino acids)
Cellular component (GO): membrane
Source: RefSeq, a predicted model, not a curated record
AGGACGUCCUUGACAACCGAUUUGACGUGACUAUCAUAAGUAGGACGUCCUUGACUCCAGAAACACGUCUGCUGUAAGAUGCAAAGAGGAACCAUUACAACGGAUACACGAGGACAGCCGAUGAGUGGAUAUGCUUCACCGGGACAAGGAUUUGCUCCACCCGGUACAGGAUUUGCACCUCCUGGAAGUGGUUUUGCCGGGGGUUUUGCCCAACCCGGUACAGGAUUUGCACCUCCCGGAAGUGGUUUUGCGCCACCUGGACAAGGAUUUUCACAACCUUCAACACCCGCCUAUCCUCCACCACCAUACACACAACCACCUCCUCCAACUGAUCAAGGAUAUCCUCCACCACCAUACCCACAACCACCUCCUCCGUCUGGUCAAGGAUAUCCACCUCCACCUCCCGUAUACAAUCAACCAAAACCAGUUGGUAUUGUUGUUUUACCAGAUAACGCUAGACAGAUGCAGAGAACACCUCCUCCAGAUUGGACGCUUCCAGCGGUAGUUGCAUGUAUUUUCUGCGCAUGGCCAUGCGGAUUGGUUGCAAUAUUGGCAAGUAGAAGUGCAAAACAGGCACACGAAGAAGGAGAUUAUGUCUCAGCACGUGCGAAAGCUGAUAAUGCCAAAAAACUAAUAAUUGUCAGUGUUAUGCUAGGGAUAUUUUGCUAUACUUAUAUUAUAUACUCACAAGUUUUAAAUGCCACAUUGUAUGAUUGACAAA